AUGACCGAGACAGCACCCGGCGAAACGGCUCCUGCAGCCGCACCCGCCGCCGCAAAGAAGAGUCCCAAGAAGAAGGCGGCCGGCCGGAGCAAACCAGCCGGUCCCAAGCUGGGCGAACAAAUCGAUAAGAUUGUGGCGGAUUGUCGCGAUAGGAAGGGUAUGUCCGCUGUGGCCAUCAUGAAGGCUCUGACCAGCAGCGGUGUCGAUGUGGGGAAACGUCGCGCCCAGAUCAGGAUGUGCAUCAGGAAGAGAGUGGAAAGCGGCUCCCUGGUUCAGACCAAGGGCGCGGGUCUUUCGGGAUCCUUUAAAUCCGGUCAAGGAAAAAGUGCCGUGAAAGUGAUGAAGAAAGCGAACGAGCCAUCGGCAAAGAAAUCUCCCGGCAAGAAGUCUGGCGCCAAGAAACCAGCGGCUAAGAAAGCGGCAGCGAAGAAACCAGCGGCGCCGAAGCCAAAGAGCCCAAGAAACUCGCAGCCCUGA
This is a messenger RNA of Mobula hypostoma (lesser devil ray), 477 nucleotides long. RefSeq names its product histone H1-like. Gene Ontology annotation, molecular function: DNA binding; structural constituent of chromatin. The transcript has a single exon. Lineage: Eukaryota; Metazoa; Chordata; Chondrichthyes; Myliobatiformes; Myliobatidae. The record is from RefSeq and is a predicted model, not a curated record. Gene Ontology annotation, cellular component: nucleosome. The coding region runs from base 1 to 477 and encodes 158 amino acids. Gene Ontology annotation, biological process: nucleosome assembly.